UUUAAUUCCCUUGAGCCUUGAGCUUCCUCCUCGUUUCGCUGGCUCCAAAAUCUUUUGGUGGAUACCCAGUGAUUUUUUUUUUCGUUUUCUUAUCCUUUUCAAAAAAUUGCUGUAAAUAAAACUGAUUGAAUUCAUCUACAAUGGUUUUUGUUUCCGGGUUGCAGGCAAAUUGUCCAGCUUUGCUUCAUCCUACUCGGCCGAACAAACUCCCAUACCCAACUGGGAGUUGUAACAGCUACAGAUUUAUUCAUCACAAUGCCGCUCAGCAAAUUUCUACAGGAGGAAUUGGGUAUUGGGUUGAAAAGGGUUUAGGCCAUGAACGUGUUAAUUCUGUCGGGAGAGAUUAUCAGCAUCGAUUAGGCUAUGAUGGUGACAUUCCCGAGGAGCCCCUUUUGUUAACUUGCAUCAAGGAAGCCAUUUGGGCUUUGAGAUCUUUAUUCGUACUUCUGGUUGAGCAGCCUAGUCAGCUGAAGUACAUAGAGUGGCCAGGCUUUCAAAAUACGCUAAAGACUGCCACUCUUACUCUUGUUCUCGUAGCAUUGCUCAUUGUUGCUCUCUCAUCAACAGACUCUUUCCUCAGCUAUUUGCUGGGUUUGCUUCUGAGGAGAACCCCGUAAAGGAAUGUACCAGUUUUGCAUACUUUUCAUAACUUGAUUGAUAGUUUAUUGAAGAUGGACGAUUCUGCUCCAACCUCAAUUGCUCAUCAGGACAAUAAUUUGAAAGUUUUCAGCCGAGGCAUUGAAGCUUCAGCAUUGUAACUUGUAAGUAUAAACUUUAUGGAUCUGCUUAGAUGAUGAAGCUUGACUGGUUGGGAAACUCGUUAUUGCAGUUUAUUGAAGAUGCAACUACAGGAAAAACUGAGAUGCUUCUGUGAGGUGAGAUUAAGUUGUACUGCCACGUGCGAGCUUUGUUUUAAUUAACAAAGUUGAAACAAAUUAAUUUAAGAAAUAUAAAGUAUUUGAUCAUA
This is a messenger RNA of Pistacia vera, 967 nucleotides long. RefSeq lists its product as uncharacterized. Gene Ontology annotation, cellular component: membrane. The record is from RefSeq and is a predicted model, not a curated record. The transcript has 5 exons. The coding region runs from base 141 to 617 and encodes 158 amino acids. Gene Ontology annotation, biological process: protein targeting. NCBI's taxonomy places the organism in Eukaryota, Viridiplantae, Streptophyta, Magnoliopsida, Sapindales, Anacardiaceae.